GUUUUCAAAGCGAACCGUCCAUGUUGUUGUUGGUCUUUGUUGUUCGACGGCUCUUUAUAAUCUUGUCGAUCACGUCGCCAAAAUGAGAAGAACAACUCUUGGAACACUAAAUAUUGGAAACCAAGGUAGACAAGUUGCCCGAGAAAAGAAAACUUCCCUUGGGCCGCGAUCCUCAGUCGGAAAUAGGACUUCUUUCGGGCGCCCUUCGUCGACCUCUGGGCGAAAUUCUCUGGCGAACCCAAGAUCCGCAACGGGCAGGUAAGCAACUGUGUUUUCAACUUUAGCCUUUUAUAUCUUGUUAUUGUCGGUAUUCUAAGACUUGUAUACGUAAGGAACUCUUAAAAGAGUGCUUCUGCACUUGGCUAGUGGUUAGCAAUGGUAAUCUUCUCGCAUUAUUGACUGUUUAACGAAUCAUUCUUGAAAACUGAAUCUUUCAGGAGGCCUUCCAGCCAGUAUGGAAGAGAGAACUGUGUACAGAUGAAAGAUCCGAGACCGCUUUCUGACAGAGGUGAAUACAUACAUUACUACUGUUGCUGUCGAACAUUCUUUAAAUGGCGAAAUUUGAAAUGUUCGAGCUAGGCUAUAGAAACUUGAAUUAGCAAAUUAAAUUUCGCUCAAGUAUGGCUGAUUUUUGUUUACCUUACAGGCUAUCAGCAAAAGAUGAUUCGAUAUCUCAUGGAGGUACGUUGUAUAAGUCUAUUUGUAUUGGCUGUUGACAAUCUUUUUGGUUCGUGUUAUGGAAAAGGAUACCAGGUUUUAUAAGUUCCAGUUAUGUGGAUUUAAUUUAUAACUUAUAGAAUGAACAUUUGUCAUAGGACUUCACUUAAUUGUGAUGGUUGCAGUUCUGAUCCGAUGCGAUUUCUUGGUUGAUCAAUGUGUCUAUAUUAACAAUAUUAUUUUUACUUUUGUAGUUUCUAACAGAGUUCAACUAUCCACAUCAAAUUUCCAUGAGAAUCCUAAGUGCACCCUCUAUGAAAGAGUUCUGUAAUAUUUUCCAGGUGAUUAUGUAGACAGUCUACGUUGUACAGGUAGCUUGUCAAAAAGACAACGCAAUCACUUGUCCUGUGUGUGCUAAUUUUUUGAAAUUAAAUCUCUAUAAAGUUCAGAUGUGAACAAAAAAUUUACAGUGCGUUGUGAAGUCUAAAAGGCUUUUUUAUGUGAUCCUUGCUGAUCUUUCUGUCUUGAUUCAGGAGGGGGGCGUAAGGGUUUGCGGUAUUGCGGUAUUGGGUCACUUUUGGUGCGGUGUUGCGGUAAUUUUCAUUUCAAAGUACGGUAUUGCGGUUUUCAGAGUCCAAGCGGUUUGCGGUAAGUUUAAAUUUUACGCCGCGGUAGUCUGUGAAAAAAUCGUUGUGUCGCGGUGAUCUGCUUCUUUUUCAUGACAAGAGGAUACAAAUCCUAAAAGGUCUCCCUGGCUAGCCUGCGUGACCUUAGCCUCCCACGCAGGCGUUUUUAGUGGAGCUCGUAUUUCUUUCCUCCCUUGGGGAGGGAAGAAAUACGAGCUCCCCUAAAAACGCCUGCGUGGGAGGCUAGCGUGACCUGUGUGCACAGUCGGGGAUUGUAUUGCGCAAACAAUGCAGACAAAUCGUAUGGCUUCUAAUUUCAGUUAAUACUUGAUAUGAUUAACGACAUUAACUUUUUCAUCCAAUGAUACGUAAACAUGUCGCAUUAUUUAUGACUUCAUGGACCUUGUGGGUAUAGUCAGCUUGGUUAACCUCCUUUAUACCAAUGUUACUACCACUUUCGUGCCAGUCACCAAACAAUAGAGAGCGAUCCAGAGGGUCAACUAAGUGAUCAGUCAGAUAUUCCAGCAAAUAGUGAGGUCAGUGAGAUCGUUAUAAAUUGCGUAGUGUCGAAAGAUAAUCUAUGAAGAUGGUGUGGUCUAAAAAUUACUACUUGUCCUUCUCGUUGUGCAUGCAGGAAUAUAGAAUGUACUAAUAUCCAUGUGUGCUUACCCUACGUAGCAUUGUAGCCCGGGGGUGGUGGUGGUGAGGGGGGGACUUCCUGAUAAGAGGCUAAUGAAGAUGUGCCGCUGGAUGGGGUCGCAUUUUCACGACUCGAUUGACUAUAAUGGGGUCGCAUUUUCAGAGAGUUUUUUUAGAAGGGGUCGCACAUUUUCUGCUUUUUUGGGGUAAGACAGUUCUUCAUAUUUACGGUUAGCAAAGGUAUCAGAAUGUUUGUAUUGUAGAUGAAAAGUAAAGUGUUCUUCAUUCAAUCUAAAACAAGGUCAAUUCAUAAAAAUAGAAAGUGACGACGUUGGGAUCGAGAAAAUUAAAUAUUUGUUAAAAUGACUAAGAUGGGGUCUAUAAUUGGCCACAGAAUAGACUGUAAUGGGGUAGGGGCUCUGAGAGGCCAGCGGCACAUACCAACCAAAUAUUAACCCAAGUACCCCCCCACCCCCACCCCGGCAUGGCAGUUUUACAUGGUUUUGUCGGCAGCACCACUGUGAGCGGCGAAGCAGCCCCCGCCCAAUCUCCUCGCCCACGCCCGCCUUAUUUCGACUUAUUAUUUAGCGCUUAACCAAAACCGCCAUGCUACGCAGGCUAGUGUGUACUGUGUGCCCUUCGAAUCCAAAAGGCAGCCCGGGCGGUCGUUUUGAAACCCUCAACACAGAACCGAGUUAGUUGUGAAUCUGAAACAACCUUAUAAGAGUCAACUGUUUUCCAUCCAUUCAGGGCUCAAAAAAAGUCCUGUCCGGUCGUCCACGACAAGCAGAUUUUCUACUGCCUGGGCAAGUAACUUUUAAACUCACUUGCCCAGUGGGCAAUGGUCUAAGCAAGUGAUCUUCUAACUAAAUCAUUAACUAAGAAGAGCAAGAAGUGGCCCUGGGCAAGCAAAAUGCGAGAGCUGUUUGCCCAAAGGACAAGCUGGAAUGAAGUUUUUUUCAAGUCCUGUUGAUUGAGCCUUGAUUACAAAGAGUGGUAAAAUCGACAGCCAUAAGCGAGGGAUUUCGCUCAGCUACCAUGAAAGUUGUUAUCUGAGGUAAGAUUUCUGUAUAACCCCAUACAUUUAUUAUGCAUGCAGCAAUUUCAUACUUUUUUGCACAAAUUUUGUAAUAUAAAUGGUAGAGUUGAAACUUGAAUGCAUAGUAAAUCGAUGGGGUUAUACAGAACUCUUACCAUCUCUGAUUGUUUAAUUCCCAUGGUCCACCUACUUGUUGCUUGUACCCAGCAUCACAGUGACCGCCCUGACAUUGCAUAACAGGAUUCUUACUACUGAUCUGUUUUAUUAAAUAUGUGAGAUUUGAUUUUACUUGCAUUAUCAAUAGUUUUUGUACAAGUACAUCAAAGCAGACAGCCAGAAAGCUACAGUGCUGGAUAAACCUGCAGAAGAAAUCCCUAAGUUUUUCAAGAUGAUGGGGUAUGUAGUUCUUGUCACAAGAAAUAAAUUUUCUAGUUCAUUUUCACAAAAUCUAUUGAAAACAGAAUUUUGAAGCAAUAAUACCCUUCUCAACAAUAAUAGGUCUCUGAAUAAAAAAGGUCAUGGCAUUGCUUCAUUUUUUAUCCUGUUACGUUGAUGAAUAAUAAGGUAACUUAAGAAUGCUUAAUCUUUGCAUAUUUUUAGGUAUCCUUUUAGUAUUUCAAAGAGUAAUUUGCACUCAGUAGGCAGUCCACAUGCAUGGCCUAUCAUACUAGGAGCACUGUGCUGGCUUAUUGAGCUGAUCAGGGUAUGUAUACCAUAUUACACUGGAAAACUAACAAUUGAAUUCAUAAAAAGCUUUGUUUUUUUAUGAGUUUUUCUCAGUUUUUUGGAUUUGACAUUGGUUACAUGAUAACUGUCUGUGAAAUCAAGGUAAAAAUGUUUUUACCUUGUACUGUAGAUGUUUCAUUAUUCAAGAUAGGGCCCUUGACAAAAACUGGAUUUGUCAAAAAAAAGAUCAACCCCUACCACCCUAUAUCAUAGCAGCCUUCUGUAUUUCAGUUGACUACAAUGUUGAUCUGAUUUGGUUCAAGCCAGCUGUUGUUGUUGUUGUAAUUUUGAAGGCCAAGAUUUGUCGUUUUAUAGGAAAAUGAGAGAAUUUAUUUGUAAUUUUCUAACAGUGGGAUCCAGUAAGAAAAUUGUGAGCACUAAUAAAGUACUAACACCAAUAAAAUCUUACAGCUUGCGAUGAGUGUUGGUCAAGACAUUCAGGGAACUGUUAUGUUCCCGGAGGACACCUAUGAAACAGGACAAUACCAAGAGGAUGGACCAAAACCUGAGGACAAGGUCUAUAAUACAACUGUUUUAGUUGAAAUUCUCUUUAUAGAGACCCCUCUUGUCAUCUUUAGACAAUUUAAAACCUUGAAUUCCAAUAAUUUUACUCCGUCUUCAAUGUUCUCUUUGUAUACAUAUAUAUAUUCAUUCAUUUCUGUGUGAGAAUCAGAUUGGAUAACAACUUGUGUAUUUUUAAAACUUUUAUGUGACUUUUAAUUUAUUUUAGUAACCUUUAAGGAGGGUAAGAAGUGUUGCUUCAGGUGGUAAAUUUUACUGGUUACCUCCUAAUAAGAAGAACAAUGAAGAUAGCCCUUACUCUGAACUUGGGAAUCCAGGCUAGGGUACCCAGGAUAUGAUUUCUAUGGAAGAACUGAGAUUUCCUAGUAAAACCCGAAAGCACUUUAGUAGGCUGCCAGGGUCCUCCAGACCCUGCUAGAACUUGGGAAUCCAGGCCUAGAUUUCCAUAAACUUCAAAAAAAAAAGGAAUAGGGCACAAAACCAAAGAGGAUGAAUGAUUUCUAUGAACAAUUACAAUGAACAUUUGAGAACUAUUUUUGUUGUAGCUGUAGGGUGCGCUGCUGCCACUUUUUACAAUUUAAUUGCAAUGUGGCCCCUAAGCUUCGCUUUCAUGCCUAUGUCAUAAGUGUGUUUAAAGAUGAAUUGAUAUUCUUAUUUAAGACUUCAAAAAAGGUAAGGUUUUAGUUUCUCAGAGAGGCACUGAUCAACAGAGCGCCUUUGACAGGCUUGUACAUCUUUCAGUUUUCACAGAUUACCAGGCUUGUACAUCUUUCAGUGUCACGGAGAGGCACUGAUCAACAGAUUCCCCUUUGAUCUCUCUGUGGAGCUCCUUCCAGCUCCUAGAGUUGUUGCAACUUCAACUCUGAAAUAUAAGAUUUAAUGCCUGUUAGGGACUAUUCACAUAUAGCUGGCCUGACUUUUAUUCUGAAACGAGUUCAUUCCAUCUUCAUUUAUUUUUUUGUAUUUGUUUACAUGAUACUGAAGAGUCAGUUCCUGUCCACUUUAUUCUGGUUUUCAGUCGGAAUAGAACUCUCAUUCUGGUAUGAAGUUUCCUUCUGGUAUCAUGUAAACUGAAAACAAAUUUCUUUCUGGAUUGAAAAUUGCUAAUCGUAAGUCUGUCACGAGUGGAGUAUAUUUUGAUUGGCAUGAAAACCACGUGGGGAGAACGUCUAAGGCUGAGCCAGUCAAUUUUAUCAUAUGAAUGAAGUACAAACUUCACUCUGGAAGGAAAGUCAUUUUGGUAUCAUGAAAAUAGUCUUUUAGGGCUGGGGAAAAUUGGUGCCAUUUCUUUUACUUUUUCUCAAGUCUAUUAAUUUAUUUGUUUUCUUUUUCAGUACUUUUUCAGUUAUCUUGAGAAAAGUUAUGCAGCUUUCAUGAUGGGUCAAGAACUUGAUGAACUUGGGGAGUAUGACCAAGAGUUCAUAGAAAACAUCAGUAAGUGUUUUUAAAAAAUACUUUUGCCACACUUUUAUCUGAUUGCUUAAAGUACAGAUGUAUCAUAAUUUCUAGCUUCACUUAAUUACAUGUUUGAAAGAAGGAGUGAGUUGUAAAUACAUGUAAGCCCCUCAGAUGAUUUUUAGCAUUAUUCCUCGAGCCCGAAUGGGCUCUGAGUCAAUAGCCCAUGAGGCCGAAGACCGAAUGAGCUAUUGACUCAGAGGCCAUGAGGGCGAGAGGAAUAAUAAUUGUUUUAGUGAAAUCCAACUAGUUGGUCAAAAAUACCGAGAAUAAAAAAAUUUUAGCUAGUUAAAGCUAGACUUUAAUCCUUUUUUGCCGCCAAAAAGCCCGUGCUUUUUGCUACUAGGGGGCUAUGCCUAUAACAUAUAGCCUAGUAGUAGCUCAACCAAUCAGAACACAGCAGUGAUAAUAGGCACUAGUUGGAUUUUACUAAUAGUUAAUAGUCAUAUCUUCUACAAUAAAAUUACUGUAAUUUUAACGGUAUGAGGCUACAUUUACACUGCACUGUUCAUUUUUUUUUUUUGCUCUGUUUGGACAGUCACGAACCUUGAAAGGCUAGGUGUCUAAAUUUUUCAUCUGUUUUAACGUGGUUCUGUGUGAAUAAAGUUUUAACUGGUCGAAAAUUUUUCCAGUGUUGUGUGAUAGCCUAAGGGUAAGAUACAUAUUUUCUUAAGAUACCGGUACUAAAGGCAUGCCCAAAAAAAUUGCAAAUAAUAAACACCAGGUCUGUAGUGUGAGAGACUGUGAUUCAGUUUGACAUUCAAGAAACACAUUUGUGAUAUGCCAUUAACUAUUAUUAUUUUGGUUUACUUUUCUUAACAGGAUUAAGGAACGUUGAUGCACUUGAUGGUAUUAACCUUUACGUAUAAUUGUUAAAUAAUUGGGCAGUGGUGAGGUGCAGCUUUGACUGUUCACAACCUUUUGAUAUCUCUAUGCAAACUGAGAAGAAUGUAGAAAACGGUGCUCCCAUUAGAAAGCUUGUUUUAUGAGUCAAUUUCAUGAGUUGUGAGUCAAGUUAUGAGUCAGGUUAUUGACUCAUUUACAUGUAAUUCGCUGCUCCCAGCCUUUUGCUCUCAGCCUUGUUAUGCAUGUCCAGUUUAUGUGCCAUUUGAUUAAAACAAAAACAAAAAAAAACAGGAAAUAGAAGGUUGUUAAACAGUGCAGCAGUGAGCGCUUUUAAUUUAUGGGUGAUUUGACCAUUAUGUUUUGGUAACCUUCCUAACAGACAGCCCAUGCCUGAGUUUAACCCUUUAAGACCUGAAUUUAUUUUUUGCACAUUUUAAGAUCUAAGGCUGGUAUUGUUAAAUGCACUGAAUGAAUGAUUUGUAAUGGUAAAAUUUGUAAUUAUUUUUCUGACAUAUGGGGAGACUCAGACUAACAUGCAAAAUUCAGGACUAGGUUGCAAAAUUUGAUAUGCCCAGAUUGAUUAGCCAGUUAAAAAAAUUAUUGCCUGAACAUUCAAAAUAUUUCUCAGUUUUCGAUUGGCUAUAAUCCCACCUCUAAUUCUUCAUAAACAGGUAGUAUUGAUCAAAUUUGGAAGAUGUCUGCAAAAUGACAUCUAGUUCAGUGGAAUCUGGUUAAUGUGGACACCAAGGAGAGUGUCUGUGUUAUUUGGGUGUCCAUAGACACUUGACUUCGUUUUAUCAGCAGACAUUCUUGCAGCAAGGGGAGCGAGGGUGGUGCAGUGGUGAGAGCACUUGCCUCUCACCAAUGUGGCCCGGGUUCAACUCCCGGCGUCGACGCCAUAUGUGGGUUAAGUUUGUUGUUGGUUCUCUCCCUUGCUCCGAGAGGUUUUUCUCUGGGUACUCCGGUUUUCCCCUCUCCUCAAAACCCAACACUUCCAAAUUCCAAUUCGAUCUGGAACGCACGGACAUGUUUAAACGAGUUCAUAUGAACUCCUAUGUGCUUUGUGGGUAAACAAGCAAUUUACAAUUUUUUUUUUUUUUACAAUGUAAAAGAAAUAUUGUUUAAUUCCUUAGUAGUAACUGUAACUAGUUCAUCAUAAACAAACCUCAGAAUCAUUCACCAUAGUCUCAGACUAAAAACUCCCUUUCAAGUAUUUGUCUUGAAAUAAAACGAUCAGGAAUCUGUAACUUUGCCUUGUACUGGCACUUUGAGUUUGCGACUCAACCAGGUGGACUGAACAUUAGACAGAACCUUUGAAAGGUCAUUCGCUGUAUUUGCAAGGUUUUCAUACUAGGUAAAAUAUUCAGUCGUAGACAGUGCACAGAUAAAAAGUGUCCAUAAAGCGAGGUUGAUAAAAAUUAAUGUGGGAAAAUGUGUCUCUCAGGACACAAAAAGUGCCUGUUGCCUGUAUUUAGCGGGGUAUUUUUAGAGAAAAUAUAUGAGCUUUUCGUUGAGACAAGCAAAACUGUCCAUUAUAUAUGGGUGUCCAUAUUAAGUGGAUAUCUGUAGAGCGGGGUUCCACUGUACAGGGAAAUACCAGAAAAAAAAGAUUCUUUUUUCUUUUAGGAAUGGAAGAAUUAAUGAAAGAAAAACUUUCAUUGGAAGAAGAAUUGAAUGCCUUGAAAAGUGAUUCUGUAAGUACAAAGUUUGUGCUAGUCUCAUGAGCAAAGCUUUGUGAAUUGGCCAUUUCCAAGUUGCCCUCAGCCCUGGGGAGUGGGGGGAGUCCUCCCUCAUGCGAGCCAUAUAGGAAUGUGCCGCCCCUAAAGGUAUGGUUUUUGUGCCGUUUUGGUCUGGAAUCGGUCUGGUUUUUGGGGAGCUACGGGAGUGUAUGGAUGUAUUUGUUAUUUCAAUUCCAAAUGAAUAGAAAAAGAAAGAUUAUUAAGCGAUUUCGACCUGGAUUUUAAGAAAUGGUUUUGUUGGCAUUAUAUUGUAAUUAACGAUGACACAAUUUCUGCCUAUGCCAGGUCUGAAAACGGGUGUGGAAAAUGGCCUAUAUUGGUCUGAAAUAGGGCGGGUCAGGAUUUGGAGGGCCGGGUUUUAAAGCAAGGCUAGGUGCGAAGCUAUUGAAAUGGGAAUGAUUUUUUAAUCUCAUGCAAAUAAAACUCACUUUCAUAACAAAGGUUUUGCACUUAGCCUGGUUUUGAAAGUGAGUGAUUUGGAACUCAGAAAUGGCAAACCCAUUUUGGUUUAAAUGUAGACCUCACUGAAGAAGUGUAAUAUGAUUGUUUUCUUUCAGUCGCGUCUGCAAACACUGUCUGACAGAAAGGCAACAUUAGUCUCUGACAGGUAAGAAACCUGGAUUAGACAAGUAACAGUGAUCCUAAUAUUUUAAAUAAAUUGGGCAUGCAUCGCAUCUUUUAUGUUAGGCUGGUUUUCACUAAGGACGGAGGCGGAGUCGCAAUCGUAAGCGGAGUCGGAAGAGCGCUCAUGACCUUUUAAGAAUCAAAAAUCAGAGUCGUGAGCAGAUUCAUAAGCGCGACGGAGUGGGAGUCGAGAGAAUCAGAACAUUUCCAUUUUUUUCCGGCCCUGAUUAUGACCCCGUCGUUUACGAUCUGGUGAAAACCAGAUUGUUAGAGUCGGAAGCAGAAGCGGAAGGAUAAACCAAUCACAAUGCACCUUCUGGGUUCACACGCUUAAAUGUGAUUGGUUUAGUUGUUGCGCUUCUGCUUACGACUCCGACGACCUAGUUUUCACUUAAUCGUAAACGACGGAGUCGUAAGCGGAAUCAGGACGCUGUUGUCAUUGGAUCGUAAAGUCUAACGCUUCUGACUCUGACUCCGUCGCUAGUGAAACCAGCCUUUACAGAGCAUGCGCUGUAUGAUACAAUGACAUCGAAUGCCCCCGUUUUCGCCCGUCCACACGUAAAAAGAGGAGCCGGUGUUUUAAAAAAGUACUCCACUCUGGGGAUUUUUUUUGUAUUAAAGCCAGCUAUUUUCACGCCGUUUACGUGUGGACGGAAGGCUUAAACGCAGAAAAUAUCUCCGUUUUUUAUUUUAGAAAUAUCUGGAUACGUGGGAAAGAGGACCUAAAGAAAUGUUGGUAUUUUUCUUGCAGAGAAAAGUUUGUAAACUACAUCGGAGACUUGGGGAAACAUAAGAAACAACUGGAUGAUGUUAAUAAUCAACAGAUGGAGGAAUUACAAGUACUAAGUAAGAACAAGAUGGAGAUUAUAACUGAAAACAACUUUUAGUUUCCAACUUUCUUCUAUCGACCAUGUAGAAAAUAAAGCUACAGUAAAACGAGCAGGAAAAACGUGCAAAUUGUUUUGCGACAUUGCGGCAAAACGCCUUUUUACCACCCACGUUCAAACCUUUCUUCAAUGAAUCAGGUUGUCGGUGCGAAAAGUACCAAAAGGUAGAGAAGUCUACUUUUGCAAAAAAAUCUCUACAUGUUGCACGUUUUACCGGCCUAACACAAACUCGUUUUCCAACAAGUGACGUAAUUCAAGUAUAUGGAGUGAUUCCCGCUUAAUUUCAUCCAAUCAGAAGUCAGUAUUUGUGCAAUUCGCAACAACCUGAUUUGUUGGUUAAACGCGCAACCAUAUCGCUUUUCUACUCAUUUUGCAGCAAUGUUGCAAAACAAGUUGCACGUAAUUGUUGCCUGUUUUUUUUGUAGCUGAGGAAACUGGAAACCUCAUUCUUCCUUAUGCUACUGACAUGUCCGAUGUCGUUACAACUGUCUGCUCUAAACUGUCUUUUACAUAAUGAGUUGUAUAAACGAAGUGCCUUCCAGAGACUAAGUAAGGGUGAAUUUUCAAGUCUAUUUACCUUCGGUUGCAUAUAUUAAUAUAAGCGUGUACACGUGAGGUUCUAAUUGGGUGCAAACGAGUCAUGUUUUACCGCCAAACAUUCGAAGUUUGGUGUACGCGGCUGUUGUCGACUUGAUUCGUUUUCGCUCAACAAAAUAUUCUUUGCAAGAAUUUUUAGACGUUAAGAAUAAUUUCUGGAGGCAAGUUUGCUGUUUCUGAGCGAGAAAUAUGCCUGAAAGUUAAGAAAAAUGUGGUAUGAGCGGAACGCGUUGCUCAAAACAUAUAAACAACUUAACGGCUGUCAAACUUCAAAUGUUUGGCGGCAAAACAUGUCAUGUCUGGCACCCUAUUAGAAAAUGUUUUUCCUCGUGUCCACGCUUAGAUGCAACCGACGGUAGUACCAGUUUUAUAGUAGCACAAGAACAACUUUUUAGCUACAUCAGUUACGUUUUAUCUAUAUAGGAGGCUCCAAUGAUACCGGUAUUUAAAAAGGUUCGUUUAACUUUUCGUGUAUUGGGAAUUACUUGUUGCGUGUAUUAAAGUAUCCACUAGCGGAACAUUUUUUGUUUUGCAAAAAGUAAAACUGGGCUGUCCGUCACUCUCUCAAUAGGGAACUUUAAUAAGAUGGAGACGUUUUCGGGGCGACGGCGACCGGACUGGCAGAGAAAGCCUGGAACUAAGGCAGCCGUCGCUUCCCGUCAAAAAUAGGGACCUUAAGAUCCGAGGACGGCGACGGAAGAGAAAACGUCGUUGAAAAAGUGAAUUCGCGUUCUUUCAAUCUUCAUCGCGAUUACUCCAAGUCACUAACUUUGUCAAAUGUAGACGAACCCUCCUAAAGUUGAAUUCCCAAGAACUAUAUCCAAGUUCAGAGAGAGAGGGGAAAUUUCGUCGUCGCUUGUGUAUUUCCUCUGUACAUCGUGAAAUUAGGCAUUUUCACAUCGUAGUUGUGUAGUGACGGCAAAGAAAUGUACAAAAAAGCGUGAUGCACGUGCAAAAUUGUUGUUUUGGUUAUUAAACCUAUUGCUUUUAUGGCGUUCCCGUUGCCGUCGCCGUCGUCGGAUCUUAAGGUCCCUAAUAGGGAACUCAGAAGGACGGCGCCUUUAAUUAGAAGAAUACCGAAGAGGAAAAUAUGGCUUCACAUAAAGAAUUAAGGGAAUAAAUAUUUGCUAUGCAGACAACAUGUAUCGGAUGAAGAGUUUCUCGUUUUGUGGGAAAAUUAUGAGUCCAAAAAUCCCGAUUUUCCUCGGGACAGUUAAGAUCCGUGCACGCUAAAAAACAUGCGGGAUGCAGCUGAGUUCAAGGCAGAAUUUCGUGUUGAAAAAAAAAAUGAUCUCCACAGGCUUGCCGAAGCCUUGCAAAUUACAGGAACAUUAAAAUGCUACCAAGGAGCCGUAUUCUUAGUUUGGUAUUGAAAUAAUUCCCGGGAAAUACUUGCAUGCAACAACAACAACAACGGCAACAACUUUAUUUCAGUAUUCCCACGCCGAGUUAGUACAUGGUAUUACCUACUAUUCUACAUAAUUUUCAAUGCGUUUCAUUUAUACGAUAUUCUAACGAAAAGAGCGGACUAAAGACACACAACUGAAAUAUCGGAGUUCAUAUUUUUUGUCUGGAUACUUUUAUUUGGCUCGUUGGAAAAUUUUGUCCCAUGUCAAGCUCACUUACGGUUGGCUGUUUGCCAAGUUGGAUCUUGACCCUGUGACAUGAAAACAUAGAAACAUUCAAAGAUGUAAGUUUAGAUAACAGAGCUGGGAAAUCGAGCUUGAAAUGUGCCUCAAAGAAAACAAGGACAAUUUAAGAACGAUAAUCUGCAAAAUGUUGGUUGCUAAACGCAACAAACCUGAUUGAAAUGAAAGUUAAAUACUCACGUUUUCGCCACAACGCCAAACAGACCAGUUUCACGUCGCCGACGGGACCACGACGGCAAGGUGGUGAGCACGAGCAUGCGCAAUAUCCAACAAAUGAUGAUGUCACGUCCGGUUGAAGUUGCCGUCGCCCCGAACACGUCUCUAUCUUAAGUUCCCAAAUAUAAUGAGCAUUAAAAGUACAAAUUAUUAUUUAAUGCUGAUUUGCGGUAUCCAUUAUUUUACAGAGGUGGAACAAGACGCUGCGAUGGAGGAAAAUUCAAAGCUACAGGUGAAAGUUGUACAAUUUUUAAGUCAUCGAAAAAGAUGGAAAAGUUUCCCUUCAGAAGUUAUUUCUUUUCUUUGGUAAUAUUAACCAGUGAUAUUGUGUUACUAAAAUUAGCACAUGAAUAACAACGGCAUCUGAGCGGCAAAAAGACCUUACUCCGAGAGCUAAAUUAAGGGAAACGACGGGAAGGUUACUGAAAAAUGGAAAUUGCAAUAUCGCAGAAUGUUAUGUUUGUUCAAACUGAGAGGCGAUGUUAAUACAUGUCGGAAAUGUUUAGACUUUGUGUCUCACUGUCCGAGUAAAACCAAACUCGGCGCUACGGAUAUAACAAAAAAAGACUGUUCUGUACGUAUAAUUUAUAAAAACUAGAGGCGAUUUUUCGCGAUUCAUCAUUUUGGUACUCCGGAAUUGGUUUCCCUGCGUUCCCCGAAGUUGUGUGAAUCGGAAACAGAAACGUCCGGUUUGCUCGCGUCCUCCGCCGGAGAUUUUGAAUCCGGAAUCUAAAAUGAGUACUUUGUAUCCGAAUGAAUGUUCUCGGAUUAACUGUUGAGUGUAAAGAUCUGUGAAUCUUUAGCCUGCGUAGCAGGCGCUGGUUUACUCCGCGCGAGGGGAACACGCAAAGGAGAGAGAAGGAAGCUCUUUAUCUCCUCUCCUCCUUUCUCCCUCUCGCGCGCGCUUGUCCUCGAGAUUUCUCUGUUUGCCCUGAAAACAACCGGUGCCUGCUACGCAGGGCUAGCGAAUUUGAAUCCUUUAAAAUGUAAUGAAUCAGCAUCUGGAAAAAUCUCCCCUACUGGGUUCGUACAGGUCAUGGAAAACCCGGAAAGUCGUGGAAUUUAAGAAUUUCAUUUUCAAGGCCUGGAAAGUCAUGAAAUUUAAUUGUCGGUCUUUGAGAAUCAUGGAAAACUGGAAAAGGUCAUCGAAAAAGUCAUGGAAUUUGAAGAACUCAAGCCUUGAGUACGAACGCUACAAUAGUUUAAACCUAGCGUUAAAAACAGACUCGUAAGUCGACCAAUGGAUCUGACUAGUUCCAGCUGACAUCCGGUAAACAAAAUGUUGAUAAACAUUUAUUAUUUAUUUUCCAGGAAACUCUUAACAACCAGGAGUUGAGUGCGGCGGAUGUGGAGAGAAUGAAGCUGGAGAAAAAGGAAUUACAGAAAGCUGUAGAACAACUGGGAAAAAGUCGUGAUUAUUUCGAUCAACAAAUCUGGGAAAAGGAGAUGCAGUACGCCAAAAAAUACGAAGAGGUAGGAGAAAUACACAAGGCAUACAGUAUUUGAUCGUUAAUUUUUUUGCUUCAAAUCGGUGGUUGUAACUUGUCGUCGACUCUUCCAACGUCAAACCGGUCUUAGCAAAUAAAACAACCCGCAACCGUUUAUUGAACGGGGAAAAAACGGUGAUCGUCAUUUAUAUAUAAAGAAGUUUUUAAAAACAACAACAACAACUUGCAGUAACAUACAAAAAAGUACCAAAUAAAGGGUGAUCAGCCAAACAGAGAAUGAGAAUUUAAAACGGAUUUUAUCUUUAGUACGCAUUUUUAAUAAACAUAAUUAAAACUACUAGUUAAGGGUUUUUACUCUACAUUAUCAAAACAAUUUUUGUUGCUUUCUCACUUUCAGACUGAGAAACAUAUUCAGGAAUACAAUAAAAUGGCCAGGAAACUGAAGCUUAUUCCCUCCACAGCUGAACAUGCAAAUGGCAUCGAUUUUGAGAUGCAUUUUAAUCCACAUACACAAAGACCGGAUCAGCGAACCCACGUGGACUUUAAAGGAACAAUUAAGGUAUUUUCUGUCCUUACUGAGAUUGAGAGUUGUCUACUCAUUCGGUUCUUUUUUUUGUUACUGCUGCUGGGCUCGAGAAACGCUCGAAUUCCAGAUGUUUCUUGCACAAGCAGUUCUCACAUUUUGUUUUGAAUGUCUUAGUUUAUGAUUUAAAGCGUUUUAAUUACAAGAUGACUGACUUAGGACAAGUGAGCUCGUUAUACAGCUUCUUGCCUAGCCUGGGACCAGGUACCGUAAUGGGUGAAAAUGGCAAAAAACGGGGUGUAAAAGCAAAACAAAAGACGAGCGAACCGAUCCGAGGGGUGUAAUGAGCCCUUUCCCAUCCCAGACUCCCAGUUGCCUUUUUUCCCGCCACUGCCAAGCCUGAUCUUUGGCUACUUCUUGCCCAGCAAGAAAAUUAAUUUCUCCCGAACGAUCGCGUCUUUAUUCAAGCCCUGUUCAUGUGUUUUUUGGAACGAGGGAAUGCUUAAAACUAAUCCCACGUCAGAUAAAAUCAAUUCGUGUUCUUUGAAACUUCAGUUAAUUGCAACAGCGUUUGUCAAUUGUAGACGUUGUUCAUUAACAUGAUACUGGAAAUUUCACGUCGUAGCCAAAGAAAUGCACGCAAACAGUGCUAUGCAGAUACAGAGUUUUUGUUUUGUUUUCGUAGGACCAAACUUUCCGGAAACGUUUUUGACAAGAGCAAAUGGAUAACAAAAAUAGUCACAAAUCUUUGGAAAUGAUUUCGGAAGCGCUUAGGCAAACCAUUGUACUGAGAAUUCUUCUGUAUAUUACAAGUCGAAGAAAUUUUUUAAAAUUUUGGUAAGCCUGUGGGGUUAAACUUUUUUCUUUUGUUUUCGUAAGUUUCAGAAAAGCAAGAAAACAAUUAUUUCAUUCGCUUCCUGGAAUUUCGGAACAAUACUGAAAGCUGUUGUUGCUCUCGUCGUCAUUGAACCGACUAUUUUAAAAAGUUUGCAUACCUUGUUCGUGCUAUGCAACGCGCCACCGUCAGUUCUGUUAAAGAGCUGUUUUCAUUCGAAAACUUUUGCUAUUUGUGUGUUAUUCUAUCAGUCAUUGUCUACACGCAUUAAAACGUUAAAAAAAGGUUAAAGGCUUGUUUAUAGUGGAAAUUGCACUUAGCUUGUCCAGCUAAUUUACAGGCACUCCACUCAAAUAUUUAGAAACAAAUAGUUCAAAUACAACAUAACAGGAUUAAAAACCCCAACUGGCAGAAGGCGACCAGUUGGCUAUUUACAAGCGUGGCCGAGAAUUUGAACUCGGGACGCCCGAGCACAAAUCCAGCAAGUGGCCAGAGCGGGACUCGAACCCGGGACCGCCGGAUUGCGAGUGCGACGCACUGACCACUCGGCCACGCUGCCUCCCUAAACGUACUGAGAAAGGUUCUUAUUUUUCUACAGCCUGCGUUGCUUCGCCUUAAGCAACAAAUGAGUGAAAAAAGUCGUACUAUCCAGUCUCAAAUCAUCACUGAGGAGGAAGCAGUUGACCAGGUAAAAAUACAGCUAUUCCUUUUCUUAAACAAAAGGGAAAAUGAAUGUAUAAUUGACAUAGUAAUCGUUUAAAAGUCGAAUAAGGGUAAAACUUUUUGUCACCGAGAGAGACUCAUAACAAUUCGCUAAUAUACUAACUGUAGUUGUGCUUGUUCUGUUUUGCUCCAAGGGACCCAUUGAAUCUUUUUGUAUAAUUGAUGGAAUUUUCCAAUUGAACAUGGAAUUAUUUCGAGAAAUACAGAUAUUUUGCUGUGUAAUUUAUUGAGGCGAAGAGGCCGAAAUUGCCAACUCUACUGAAACUCUAAAUUAAUUGUUGUUUUUUUUGUCAGAUAAGUGACAUGGUGUUAGAGAAGAAGGAAGAAGUAACAGCACUAGAUAUGAGGUUGCAAGCGUUGGAUAAGGAUUUGGAUUGGAAGAAAGAGGUAACGGCUUUUCUUGCAAUUAAGGUUUAUACAAAUACAGUGGAACCCGUAUUUGACGAACCUCUGUACAGUGUAACCUCUCCUUUGGGAUACCUCUAUUCAAGAGACACCUCCAUUCAGGGGACACAAAAAAUUUGGUCCCGGAAAAAUGUUCAGAUAAUCUUUGUAUUUGUUAUGGCUCUACUGAAGAGACACCUCUGUUCAGGGAGAGAUGCACUUUUUCUGAGUACCGAAAACACGGAUUAAACCUCUAUUCAGGAGACACCUCAGCACCCAAAAAGAGACUUACACAAAAGAUCGUUACAACAUCGAUAAGUUGAUCAUGAUUUUUUACACAAUAUCUAGCUGCUUGAAAUAAUGACUGCAGCAGAUUCCAAGGCGGAAUAAUAGGAAAGCAUUUUAUUUUGUUAGUUUUGACUUAUCCUAUUAUUCCGCCUUGGAAUCUGCUGCAGUUUUUAUCAAAAUUAUUAACAAACCUCAGCCCAUCCUCCAUUCAGGUGACACUUGCCUUGGUCCCGAGGGUGUCCCCUGAAUAGAGGUUCCACUGUAUAGCGAAGUCCUUGGUAAAACGAACGAUUUUCUUUACCCAAUAAUAGUAAAAUAUAUGGAAAGAACCUCGAUAUAACGAAGCCUCUUUAUAGCGAACAUAUUUUAAGUCCCUUGGCACUUCGUUAUACUGAGGUUCCACUCUAUGAGCAAACAAAGAAAGCACAAAAAAACAAAAAAAAAAAUGAAAAGGAUACCGAACACAACUACAGAAGGUAAUUUGUUUUUUGAUUUAGAUCAUGGCAAAGGAGUAUCAGAAAUCCACAGGCAACGCUCAGAGUCUGGAGGAAGGCGUCCAACAAAUGCGAAGCGAAUUACGGGGAAAAGAAGAGGAAGUAGAAGAACAGGAGAAAAAACUCAAGGAGAAUAAAUUAAGGUAAAACUCAAGCAACCUUCGUGGGACUUGUUCCUUAAAGGUUGUAACCUUUGAAUACAAACACUUCUCAUUGCUCCCUCCCCGCCACCCACCCCUGCUAUGGACGCGAAACGUCACCAGCAACAGGGAGCGAUGAGAUGCGGCUGUAUUCGCAGGCAACAAGCGUUGGGCGCUGAGCCCAAGCUUAGUAGAAUAACGAAAUAGAUGUUCUCUCAUGGCCCUAAAGCAAACGUUAGGUCAUAGGUAUCCUAUUAUAAUUAGCCCCAAUUUUGUUCACUUAUUCUGUUUGCGGGCUUCUGUGUCUUUUGAAUAGAAAAUCUACAAUAGUUAGUAGGAGAUUUAGAGUUACGGUUACGGCAAACGGCGGAGUCAGGUUAAAACUUCUCAGAAUAGAAAAUGAGCUGACAAAAAUAUUCCGGAACAGUUCUUAUAAUAUGGAUGAAAAUAAUAUGUAACUAAUAUUUUUCUGUAGAAGUGAAGAACAUAGGGAAAACUUUGUCACUUGGUACAAAUUCACAUUUGCCGAAAACGUGAUUGUAAUUGUCUGCCUUCUUUACGUUAUAUGGUUCUUAAAAGCAAUGGAAUGAUAAAGCAUUGGGCUGGAUCAGUAACCUUAUGCGAUGUACGAUCUUUUCUUUUUUGCAGGACUGAAGAAAGUAGAAUUGCACGCGAGCAAGAAAAAGAAGAGUACUCUAAUUUUGUCCUGAAGGCCUGUCAGAUGAUAAAAGAACACAAAACUGCCAUACAUGUAAGAGACGUAAAAUAGAGUUUUUAACGGAGCAUGGGAUAUUUUUUAUUAUAAUUUUUAAACACAAACUAUCUCCUGUAGCUCCUGCGAUAAUCGUAAGAGAGGUUAAGCAUCACGCUUACGUCAAACGGCAAACGCGAAUUUGUACCAUGUGACCAACUUUCCUCUUUACUUGUCGUUUACCGCUCAUUAUCUCUACACCUAAAUUAAUGGUUUCACGAACUUUUUUUAUCCAUAAGAAUUGUUUUCAGCCAUUUUUAUCUGCUCAUUUUCUAUUUUGAGAAAUUCAUAACUCGAAUCUGACGUUUGCCGUUUGCCGUAUACGUGAAGCUUAAACUCCCUAUCAGCUGAUUAAUGACUAUAUGAAACCUCAUAAAUUUAAAAGUGUCCCGCACCCUCCAGUUGUAUGGUGUUCAAUUCAGCAAUUGCUCCCCAGCGGAAUACAAUGGGUCGGUUAUUAAAACGAAGUCUAACUUAGAACGCGGUGUAGGAAAUCUUUGGACCUGCAGAUCUUUUCCUUAGUGGAUUAUUUUAAGAAGACAAAUACUUUUCUAGUCUGUGCCAUAUGCUUUCAUGAUACUGUUCACAAUAAAUGGUGUUUUCGUAAAAGCGUUCAGCAAACUGAAAAUGGCUUAGAACAGGGUUUUGUUAAACACUAGCUAAACUCCGUUCAAAUAACUGGCCCACUGUGUUGAAGCCCUUUCCACGGGCGAUUUACGUUUUAUAUGACGUCACAGCGGCCAUGUUGUUGCGCCGAGCUACCAUCCCAUUCACCACUUUGAAAACGAGAAGGGAACUGGGCCGAGUUACUUUCGCAAAGACUCCCGGGACUGUUACUAGAGAAAGGUUAAAAUAUUGGCCAAUAGCAGACCGUCCCGUCCCAGAAACACUUGCGGGUCACAAUUCGACUCCAGUUCCCGCGAAUGGGAUUUGAGUCCGCAUAGCUGCAGGCCACGUGAGUGAGAGUGUUCUUUAUUAUAUACAUGAGAAAAAUGAUACGUCCAAUCAGAAGCCACAGAGGUGUAGGAGUUUCGCGCCAAAAUUCCCGCCUUUUAUUGCAGCUUGCAGCGCCGCUUCGCACACAUUUAUCAACGAGAAAAGUUUUACUCAAGGAGUUUUUCUCGCUAAAAAGUGAAAAACAUUUCGGAAAUGGAGUGGAAUAGUCUCGUUUGUUUCACUGUCGAUAAAAAAAUACGGUAGAGAGCCGGUGAAACAACAGCGGAAAGGGAUUAACAGAACGAGACGUAAGCUUUUGUUGUGCUUUUUGUCGGAGCUACUUUGCCUUUCAUUUAAGCUUAAGCUUAUAUUGAAACCGGCCAUUUUACUUAAAUUCACUCAUUUUCAAUUGUGUAUUGAGAACAAACAGUUAAGAUUACUUAUAGUUCUUGGAUUAAACCUCAUAUCCUCACCGUCAUUUAUGUUUUUAACAAACGUUUUUACUAAAAAGCUGAUACUUCGUUUUCGUUGUCAUUUUGCGGUAAGUGUGUAGCGGCAAAUUUUAGCAUUUUUGAAAGAUUUAAAAUAAAAAGGCCCGCAAAAUGAUGAAUGACUCAGUAUGUAUAUAAUAAACACAAUACCACAUGGAAAGUGCUUUGUACGGUAUUUACGCACUCGUUGUUUUUGUAUCAGAAAUCUUACUCGUUCGCUGCGCUCACUCGUUCGAUUUCUGAUACGUCAACAACUCGUGCGUAAAUACCGUACGCCAGCACUUUCCAUGAAGUAUUCUCUAUAUACUACUGGUCUUGCUUAUGUUUCUAUCCUAGCUCUAAACAACACCAAAGUAUAAGUCGCUUUUCUCAAACCGCACUCACACAACAGAAGUAUUUUAUUCGAUCCCAUUUGCUAUAUCCACAAACUUCAAGGUGGCGGAGAAGAGUCUUUUGUGAAACAUCCACGGUCAUAAGCCUAACAGACAUCGUCCUCGAGCAUUAUAAACCCAGUUUCGGCUCGCCGAUUUGCUUUCUGCUUUUUCUUUAUCUUGCAUUUGUUAUUUUUCAGAAUCGAAUCCAGGAGCUUCAAGCAGAUGCUAAAGAUAUUCUCGAGGAAACGAAGGCGCUGGAAGUUCCUAAGUCUUCCAUCCUGUUAGCACAACAACGAUUGGAAGAUCAACCUGUCGAAGGCUUAUAAAUUAUCCAUCCUGUAGACGCUGUCACAUUUCAUAACAUUUUAGUUGACUAUUUUAUGAGAUUCGGGUCAAGUCUUAUUCUCCAGUCAUGAAAACUGAGAGAUCAGCAGUAGUAUAAGUUAUGUUUAUGUGUGCGGUGUAGGAUAGUCUGCGUUGCCGAGCGCAGUUGUGGCUAAGUGGUCGUUUCCCGCGCUUAGCUGCCGCUGCGAGUAUCAGCUCUUAAUUCUGAUUGGUUCUUUUGGUAGGGGUUAAUGGCACAAAUGUUUAAAAAAAAGCAUUCAAUGGGCUAGAUGAUUUGUGCGAUACUAUUCAACCAACAUUUUGCGACAUUUUAUUCCAAAACUAAAUGGAUCAGUUCGGUCUAACGUACCCAGCAUGUGCAAUUUCAAAUCUGGGCGCGAAACGCGUCCUCUGAUAGGAAUCAAACGAGGCCAGUCCGAUGCUGCCUUUUAUAGAAUUUCAAAAAGUUUGGUUGAGUGGUUUCGUACCUAAUAAUUAUAAAAACGUAUGGGAGGCAAAACACAAUCCAUCAAUCAUUGCUUGAUUAAUCACAGGCGUCCAAAGUUCACGUUACUAGUGCCUUAUGUAGAUCACAGGCGACCCAAGCUCAUUACAUGAACGCGGACGUGACUCUCGCUUGCGAGCGGUGUUGUUUUACAAACGGCUAUUUGCAAUGGCUUGUAUGGGAUGUAAACGGUUUUUCUUGAAAGAGAAAAAAAAUGUUAUGUUUUUAAAGAAAAUCGACUUACCUUAUUGCCUUGUUGUAUUCUUUAUUGUUUGCCCUCGUCUCAGGCCGUUUUGAAGCGUUUCCGGCGAGUUAGCGUAUUUUGGUGUUCCACUUCUAAAAGAAGGACUUUCUUUCUUUUAGCAGUGGAUAAUGAUACUUAGCGUUCGCAGACCUCAGUACUUUGUCAUAAAAAGUCUCAACGUUUGCUUGUAAUGAGACACCGACCCUCUUGUGAGAAAGUUUAUUUACAUAACCCUCUCGUAACGUGAGCUUGGGACGCCAGUUCUUCCAUCGGCACAUGCCCAACAAGUUUGUUAUCCAGUUUGUUAAGUCCCUCACGUUAACUGACCAUUCACCGUAUAUUUGUCACUGUUGCAGUACAUAAUUUAUUAAAGUUUUGUUUUUUAACAUUCGGUUGUUUCUCAAAAGAAGAAAUAGGCGCCAUGGGCGCUAUAUCAAAUCGUUACGAUACGCCAAAUUUUGGCGGGAACAAAGAGAGUACUACAAUAUUUUUGUAAACGGCCAACUGUUUUGGUUUAAAACUGGAUCACCUAGUCCAAGUCGCAUGCGAGAACAAGAAAAAAGGACGUGAGGCACAUCGCAAAACACCAUAAAAGCGCAGUGGCGCUUACAGCGUUUUCUGCAAGAAAUUAAAUGGGCUUUUUAGGGCUAAAUUCGAACAGGUUUCCGCUAAAAGCGGACUCUUUCUUACAUCUCACCUCCAGUCACAGAUGAGAUUUGCUGCUUAUAAAGAGUAAAUGAAAACUCAGUAAGCUAACAGACUUUCAAUGUUUUGUAAAGGAGCUGCAGAUUUCUGCGGCAUCAGAUCAAAAGGGUCUCAAGGACAUUCUAUGGUUGCCGAAAGGUGGAGAAAAUGUUCUGGUUUUGUCAUUUAUUCAUAUUUUAAAAGACUGCAUUUACAGCAGUUAAAAGGGAUGAAAAGUUGUAAACUAAGUACAGUGGAACCGAAGUGCCAAGGAACUGGG
Molecule: messenger RNA, 21646 nt
Organism: Porites lobata
Lineage: Eukaryota; Metazoa; Cnidaria; Anthozoa; Scleractinia; Poritidae
Source: the annotation of a GenBank genome assembly